This is a messenger RNA of Drosophila grimshawi, 1067 nucleotides long. It is a transcript of the gene Nubpl, whose product is annotated as iron-sulfur protein NUBPL. The transcript has 2 exons. Gene Ontology annotation, molecular function: ATP binding; 4 iron, 4 sulfur cluster binding; ATP-dependent FeS chaperone activity. NCBI's taxonomy places the organism in Eukaryota, Metazoa, Arthropoda, Insecta, Diptera, Drosophilidae. Bases 167 to 1045 code for a protein of 292 amino acids. Gene Ontology annotation, biological process: iron-sulfur cluster assembly; mitochondrial respiratory chain complex I assembly. The record is from RefSeq and is a predicted model, not a curated record. Gene Ontology annotation, cellular component: mitochondrion.
AGCAGCUACACUGAACAAAAAUCCAGUUAAUGUGUUAUUCAAGCUGUUAUAUUCAGCUGGCGAACUGGAUGACUAUUGCUCAUCUCUAAAUACACCGGUUUAUUCAGAAUUUGUUAAAACAGCUUGGAUUAUUUUUGAAAAGCUUGGGCUAUUUCUUACAACAACAAUGGGAUUGCUGAUGCGUUUGUGUCGACGCAGCUAUGCGACAAAGAUCACGGAUCACCAGGCAGCGGUGAUGGCGCGUAGCCUGCCCAAGCGCCAAGCGCUGCCAGGCGUGAAGAACAUAAUUGUGGUUGCAUCUGGCAAGGGUGGCGUUGGCAAAAGCACUGUGGCAGCUAAUUUCGCCUGCAGUUUGGCCAAGUUGGGGGCACGCGUCGGCUUGCUGGAUGGCGACAUAUUUGGUCCAAGCAUACCACUGCUAAUGAACCUGCACAGUGAGCCGCGGGUGAAUGACAAGAAUCUAAUGUUGCCGCCACAGAAUUAUAAUGUCAAGUGCCUGUCCAUGGGCAUGCUGACGCCGCCCGAUGGCGCCAUCAUUUGGCGCGGUCCGCUCGUCAUGUCAGCUAUACAGCGUUUGCUUAAGGGCGCCGAUUGGAGUCCUUUGGAUGUGCUGGUCAUUGAUACGCCGCCAGGCACUGGAGAUGUACAUCUAUCGCUAACUCAGCAUGCACCCAUUACGGGCGUCAUAUUGGUCAGCACACCGCACAAGGCCGCCGUGGAUGUGACUAUUCGUGGCGCCGAAAUGUACCACAAACUGAAAGUGCCCAUCUUUGGUCUGGUCGAGAAUAUGCGUUACUCUAUCUGUGACAAUUGCCAACAUCGCCUCGAGUUCUUCAAGCAACAAACUGAGAUUACCCACGACAAGCUGCCCAAGACGCUCAUCUCAUUGCCCCUUGACGCACACAUCGCCGAGUGCGGCGAGUCCGGUGUUCCCAUUGUGAUUAAACAUUCAGAUUCUGAGCAUGCAAAGCUAUUUAACCAACUAGCUGGCCACAUUUGGGGUCUACUACAAAACGGGGAGCCUAACGAGGCUAAAAUAAAAUGAUUUUAAUGUCUUAAUAUUAAUA